This is a messenger RNA of Cricetulus griseus (Chinese hamster), 1590 nucleotides long. NCBI's taxonomy places the organism in Eukaryota, Metazoa, Chordata, Mammalia, Rodentia, Cricetidae. The record is from RefSeq and is a predicted model, not a curated record.
AUGAAAUGCCUUGAAGGCCUGCACUUUCACCAGAGGCCAAGCAAGUUCUCUGGUCCCUUGGCUCCCAAAGAAGGCUCAGUAUCUGCCUUCCACCUGGAGGAUGUGGAAGAAAAGGAGAACGAGGAGGAAGAUGUGUGUUCAGAUCCGGUCCCAGAUGUGGAGGAGGAAGGGAAUGAUCUUGGGGAUCCAGCCAUACUGAGUGCCAUCCAAAAUACCCAAGUACCACGUCAGAGAGGUCUGCAUGGUUCCCCUGGAGCUAAGGCCCCUAGUGCUCCGGGGAUGUCACAAACUUCCUUUCAUUUUCUGUGGCAACCUGUGUUCCCAAGAGCCAGCUCUCCAGCCUGCCACUUUGGACCUCGACAGCCUACACCAGAUCCUCUUCUGUUCUAUAACCCACUGACCCCGAGGCUCCCUAAACUCAGCCUUCCCAGGCAUCUGACCCAGCUCCACCCUCAGCACCAGCGGAUCCUACUGCAGCAGCAGAGGCAAACAGUGAGGUAAAGGAUGUUUCUGCUGGCUUGAAGUCUCCUAGCCCGGAAGCCUUGGUCUCUGAAGCCAGACACCUAUGCUAACCUCAUGACCCGAAAGGAGAAGGACUGGGUGAUAAAAGUGCAGAUGGUUCAGCUGCAAAGUGAGAACCCCCGCCUGGAUGACUAUUACUACCAGGAGUACUAUCAGAAGCUAGAGAAGAGACAGGCAGACAGAGAGCUGCUUGGACAGAGGAACAGGACUAAGUCUCUCAAGCUGGUCACACCUUACAUCCAGAAGGCAGAAGUUUAUGAGUCAGUGGUACGAAUUGAGGGUUCCCUGGGCCAGGUAGCUGUAUCAACAUGUUUUAGCCCUCGCCGAGCUAUUGAUGCUGUAUCUCAUGGAACUCAAGAGCAGGAUACAGGAGCUGCAAGCAGUCAGAGGCUCCGAGUAUUAUCCCUGAUUGAGAAGAUGUUCCUUCAGUUACUAAAGAUAGAGGAGGGCCAGAAUGUUGAGUUUCCACAACUCUACCACUCGGGGGAACAGAGCAACCAGGUUGAGAAGCUCUUUCAGGCCUUAAAGACCCAGGAGCAAAACAACCUGGAGGAGACAGACAACCUUCUGCAGGUGCUGUCUGUGAGGAAAGGGAAAAUUUUGGUGGCUCGGCUGCUCCCCUUCCUGCCCCAUGAUCAAGCUGUUAGCCUCCUCCUGUGUAUCAUCUACCAUCUGCCCCUCCUGAUCCUGAGGGACAUGUCUGACCAGGCUCUACACAUACUGUUCAAACCUCUGGGAAAAUAUAUCAGUCAUUUGACCUUCCAUCAACUCCUCCAUGGACUCCGAGGUCUAAUGUUGCUACCACCUGGCUCCUCAGAGCGGCCAGUCUCUGUGGUUCUUCAGAAUCAGUUUGGGAUAUCUCUGCUUUAUGCCUUGCUGAGUCAUGGAGAGCAGCUGGUGUCCCUGGAUGCUUCCCUUCGAUCCAGCAGUGACUGUGCAGUUUGGACAGACGUGGUGAUUCUGAUUGCCUGGGAGAUCUCUCAGUUGCCUGCAGCAUCCCUGGCAGAGCCCCUAUCCUUCCCUAGGAACCUGCUUCCAUGUUCUGCCAUCACAUGGACAAACGAUUAG